Molecule: messenger RNA, 2342 nt
Organism: Capra hircus (goat)
Lineage: Eukaryota; Metazoa; Chordata; Mammalia; Artiodactyla; Bovidae
Gene: SLC6A3
Product: solute carrier family 6 member 3
Exons: 15
Coding region: 62-1915 (617 amino acids)
Biological process (GO): sodium ion transmembrane transport; dopamine uptake involved in synaptic transmission
Cellular component (GO): presynaptic membrane; neuron projection; neuronal cell body membrane
Molecular function (GO): dopamine:sodium symporter activity; norepinephrine:sodium symporter activity
Source: RefSeq, a predicted model, not a curated record
GCAGAGGCCGGGCGCGCAGACCGAGAGGGCAGCAGCACAGGGUCCCGGAGUCCAGGAGGCCAUGAGUGAGGGCAGGUGCUCCGUGGCCCUGAUGUCUUCCACGGCAGCUCCGGCCAAGGAGGCCAACGCCACGGGCCCAAAGGCGAUGGAGCUCGUCCUGGUCAAGGAGCAAAACGGGGUGCAGCUCACGAACUCCACCCUCCUCAACCCCCCGCAGAGCCCCACGGAGGCCCAGGAUCGGGAGACCUGGAGCAAGAAGGCCGACUUCCUCCUCUCGGUGAUCGGCUUCGCGGUGGACCUGGCCAACGUCUGGCGGUUCCCAUACCUGUGCUACAAAAACGGCGGGGGUGCCUUCCUGGUGCCCUACCUGUUCUUCAUGGUCGUCGCCGGCGUGCCGCUGUUCUACAUGGAGCUGGCCCUCGGGCAGUUCAACAGAGAGGGGGCGGCAGGCGUCUGGAAGAUCUGCCCCAUCCUGAGAGGCGUGGGCUACGCGGUCAUCCUCAUCUCGCUGUACAUCGGCUUCUUCUACAACGUGAUCAUCGCCUGGGCGCUGCACUAUCUCUUCUCCUCCUUCACCGCCGAGCUGCCCUGGACGCACUGCAACCACACCUGGAACAGCCCCCGCUGCUCGGACGCCCGCGCCCCCAACGCCAGCGCAGGCACCAACGGCACCUUGAGGACCACGCCCGCCGCCGAGUACUUCGAGCGCGGUGUGCUGCACCUCCACGAGAGCCACGGCCUCGACGACCUGGGCCCCCCCCGCUGGCAGCUCACCUCCUGCCUGGUGCUGGUCAUCGCCCUGCUCUACUUCAGCCUGUGGAAGGGGGUGAAGACUUCCGGGAAGGUCGUGUGGAUCACAGCCACCAUGCCGUACGUGGUCCUCUUUGCGUUGCUCCUGCGAGGCAUCACUCUCCCGGGGGCUGUGGACGGCAUCAGAGCGUACCUGAGCGUGGACUUCCAUCGGCUCUGCGAGGCCUCGGUCUGGAUAGAUGCGGCCAUCCAGAUAUGCUUCUCGCUGGGCGUGGGCCUUGGGGUGCUCAUCGCCUUCUCCAGUUACAAUAAGUUCACCAAUAAUUGCUACCGAGACGCGAUCAUCACCACCUCCGUCAACUCGCUGACAAGCUUCUCCUCCGGCUUCGUGGUCUUCUCCUUCCUGGGGUACAUGGCCCAGAAGCACAGUGUCCCCAUCGGGGACGUGGCCAAGGACGGGCCGGGGCUGAUCUUCAUCAUCUACCCGGAGGCGCUGGCCACGCUCCCGCUGUCGUCCGUCUGGGCCGUGGUCUUCUUUGUCAUGCUGCUGACCCUGGGCAUCGACAGCGCUAUGGGCGGCAUGGAGUCCGUGAUCACCGGGCUCGCAGACGAGUUCCAGCUGCUGCACCGGCACCGGGAGCUCUUCACGCUGCUCGUCGUCCUGGCCACCUUCCUCCUGUCCCUCUUCUGCGUCACCAACGGCGGCAUCUACGUCUUCACGCUGCUGGACCACUUCGCAGCUGGCACGUCCAUCCUCUUCGGGGUGCUCAUGGAGGUCAUCGGGGUGGCCUGGUUCUACGGUGUCUGGCAGUUCAGCGACGACAUCAAGCAGAUGACCGGGCGGCGGCCCAGCCUCUACUGGCGGCUGUGCUGGAAGUUCGUCAGCCCCUGCUUCCUCCUGUUUGUAGUCGUGGUCAGCAUCGCGACCUUCCGGCCCCCGCACUACGGCGCCUAUGUCUUCCCCGAGUGGGCCAACGCGCUGGGCUGGGCCAUCGCUGCGUCCUCCAUGUCUGUGGUCCCCAUCUACGCCGCCUACAAGCUCUGCAGCCUGCCCGGCUCCUCGCGGGAGAAACUGGCCUACGCCAUCACGCCGGAGACGGAGCACGAACGGGUGGACAGCGGGGAGGUGCGCCAGUUCACGCUCCGCCACUGGCUCGUGGUGUAGGCGGAUGGAGGAGGAGGAAGAGCUGCUGGCUGCCGUCGGCGAAGACCAGGGCGAGGAGGGCACCCCACCCCCGGCCCAGCGCCCUGCGCCUCGCUGGACACGCACGCGUCUUUCCCCGGACGGGCGUGCCCGCUGUGCCCCGGGAGCCGCCCCGCCGUCCACGUGUUGCUGUGUACCUCCCCUAGUCUGUGCUCGUUCCGCAGGUAGAAUCGACUGAGCUGUGUUCUGUGCGUUUCAGCCGCCGCCUGCCCUCCACCCCCGCCGGCCCACCAGGGCCCCCUGGAGCUCGGGCCGCGCCGCCGGUGCGCAUGUGGAGGAGAAAUAACGAUAAUUAUAGGUCACAGUUCUCUGCCGAGAACCCCGGCUCUCGCAGUAGCUUCCUACACCCUUUGCUUUGCUCCUAUUAAAAAGCCGAGUGUCAUGUUUG